This is a messenger RNA of Drosophila busckii, 1645 nucleotides long. RefSeq lists its product as uncharacterized. Bases 158 to 727 code for a protein of 189 amino acids. NCBI's taxonomy places the organism in Eukaryota, Metazoa, Arthropoda, Insecta, Diptera, Drosophilidae. The transcript is spliced from 3 exons. The record is from RefSeq and is a predicted model, not a curated record.
AGCGUGAACGGGUUUUUUCGCUCCAAAGCGCUAAAUUUACACAAAAACAGAAACAGAAACUAAAGCAAACGCGCAACGAUAACAGCAGCAGCAGCAGCAGUUGCAUUGCAAUAAAAGUGAAAAGGAUUUUAAUUUGGCGUAUUUCUACAGACAAAACAUGUUGAGGCAAAGACAUCUCUUGCUGCUGGCAUUUAUCGUUGGAUCUUUGCAGCUGCCAGUAACUACUGUCGCUGAUGAUUAUGACUACGGUGCAGACGAAACGGCAUCGCCUAGCAACUUGACUAUGCCCACAAGGAGCCCUACUGCCAAGAAGCCCUACUUCGAGCAGGCCAAUAUCACCAAAUAUGUGGACUCCAAGGACGGCACCGUUAAGUUGGAUUGCCCAGUAAAGAAUGCACCUACUACAUUGGUUAUACUCUGGUAUCGCGAAGAUCAGAUGAUCAGCACUGGCAAUGUGACGGUCGGCAGCAACUACAGCCUGGGCAAAGACACGUCCUUGUUGGCGCCCUUACAGCUUGCAGUCAAUCACAAUUUCUCCUGCACAGUCCAGCCCGGCGAUGUCAAGCGUUACAUUAUGGUAAAGCUCGGUCCACCACCCACCAGCAGCAGGAGCACCACCACCAGCACCACCCCAGCAUCCGUUGAAGGCAGCGCCGCUAUGAACUACUUCAUCAGCAGUUUCACACUCUUGAGCUCACUGAUCUGUACUUUUGUUUAUGCCAAUUAAAAUUAUAUCGUCAGGGCAUUUAAUCCACAGCACCACCGGCACUUGUACUAGAUCAAAAACAAUUAUGAAAAAACUUUAUAUAGAGUACAACAAAAGUUAACAGCAUUAAUUACUUGGCAUUAUGUUUUUGAUUCUCAAUUAACUGCUUGGCAAAAUUAAAUAGUUAUAUUUGAUUGUUGUUUUUGUUAUUGUAUUAUAGUUUAUAAGAAAUUUAUGUAUAUAUGCAACUAUGUUAAAGCUUAUCCGCUUACUUUACUCACUUAAGUUUUAAGUCCAGAGUUUUAUAUUCGAUCUAGCCAAAUGCGAAAUUGUGCUCGAAAUUCUUCAUAAACUGCCUUAAAGCAUAUUCAGUUCUCUAGAACAAAAUCAAUGUCUCAAAAGCAUUUUCCAAGUACUUAGCUUCAAAACUAUUCCAAAAAGUAAACUUUAGUAUGCGUUAAUGUUUCAACAGAGCUACGUAGUAAACUUAAUAGAUCUUAUAACACUUACUAUAUGCUUAAACAACUAUUAUGAAAAGAAAAACAAAUGUACUUUAGCCAGUGUCUUAAAUUUAUAAAAUACAGCAAAGCAACAAAGGAAUAUUUUUCGAGAUUGUCAGACAAAAAAUUGAAAAUGAAAGAAAUAUAUAGUAUUUAGCUAUAUUGAAAUUUUUGAAACAAGAAAUAAACAAGAGCUUCGGUAACACAAAGACUAAGAACAUGCCUAAGGGGGGGGAAUGCAAAAGAUUUUGGAAUGCAGCAUAGAUUUUUGAAACUUAUUUAUGGUAAAUGAUACUUAUUCCAAUAGCAAAGAUUUUAUUAGUUUCUAUGAAUCCAAUCAAACAAUCUUCCCGAGAACUCACAAGGUAGCUGUAAGUUAGUAAACAAAUUAGCAAUUGUAUGUAUGUAUAUGUUGCUUAUUUCAAUAAAGUAUAUAAAG